This is a messenger RNA of Aedes aegypti (yellow fever mosquito), 3957 nucleotides long. RefSeq lists its product as uncharacterized. The transcript has 9 exons. Bases 594 to 2783 code for a protein of 729 amino acids. Lineage: Eukaryota; Metazoa; Arthropoda; Insecta; Diptera; Culicidae. The record is from RefSeq and is a predicted model, not a curated record.
CUCGGUUUUCCAUUCACAAUCAGUUGGAAGUUGCUGUUUCGGGAACCGCAGAUUGUGACCCGGGUCACAUCGAGCUGACCUUUCUUGUUUGAGAAGCUAAAAAGUUUGGCGCCGGUGCAGGUGGUGGGAGUGACCGUGCCUAGUGCCACCUUUUGCCUUGUGAAGCCCUCCCAAGGGGAGAGGAAAAGCGAAAAUCCGAGUGCACUUCACGCGUAGGAGUUCCUGUAGUUAAUUUGCUACUGCAUCAAGGAGCAUUUGUCAUACCCGAGUGGGUGGUACAGCUUUUCGGGAGCCGUGACCAAUUCCGAGGAAAACGUAAGGACAAUCUUGAUUAGUGAUAGACAGGCAUUGUUGAAAUUAAGUGUCGCGGAAAUGAAUAAACGGUAAAUAACUCUAUCGGAAAAAACACGUCUGUGGAGAUUUUGUGAGUGCUGAUAAGGCGACAAUCGCAAAGUUCCACUUCCUGAUCCCGAGCCAGUCAGUGGAAAUACAUAACAUCCAUCCAGGAAAGCAACUGGACGACGGUAGACACCGUAGCUCCUUCAAGGAUCCUCGGUCGUGGAAAUAAAUUUUACUCACGACAACCCUUCAACAUGGCACUGCUGAUUUACAGCUCGUUGGUUCUAUGCUUGGGAGCGGCGCUGGCCUCCCAACACUCUCCCUAUUCCCUUCAGGCCGCCGUGGAUGCUCUGCAUAGGCGAGAAGCCCAACUGGCGCUUCAGGAAGAGGGCAACGGCGAAUCGUUGGACGAUGAAGGCUACUGGGCGGAACCUUCCGACGAGCAACCGGCUUAUCGACCGAACCGGCAGCAGUGGAAUAAGAUCCUGGCCAGCUAUUUGCGGCGAGAUGACGACCUGGAUGAGGGACCGUACGACCCGUACGAGCUGGAGGCCCGUAAACGAUCCGUUUUCCGCGAGCGAGAUGCCCUUGCCGAACUGCCCCCGUACCCUACAGUGUUCAGGGAGCGUGAAAUGGAGAAGUCAUACCAACCGCGACCAGAUUUGUCGAACGAUUUCCUCAAGGAAAUCGACCGCCAAGCUAAUCUCGAGCGGGAGGCUAAGUAUCUAGACCAGCUGAGGCAACUGUGGGACAAGUACCAACAACAGGAGAAUGAAAUCGAACAGGAACUGUUUGACGAAGACCGUGCAGCCGCAGAAGAAGCAGCCCUCGGUGGUCAAUACUACGAAAAACGACAGGGUUACCCAACAGUUUCGCAAUCUGAGGCCGCAGCCAUGUACUAUGGUCCACCAAUGGAAGAGAGGAAGCGAACACUUCCGAUUCUCCCCUGGCUUCCAGCGACACGGAAGAAGCGAUUCCCUGUUGCUAAACGAUCACCCAAACCGGAAACAAGCGCCUCGGGAACAGACGAAAAGGUGGCAAAAGAUUUGCAAGCACUGUUCGGUGAACCGGAAGAAAGCAAGAAGAAACGAUCCGCUGAACCUGAGAUAGACAUCAAACAGGAAAAGGCCAAUAAGACCAAGUCGCAAGAAAAGCGAGAUGCUAGUGGAGAACAUGAAGAACGCGAGGAACGCAGCUCCGAGGAGGACCACGAAGAUGAUGAUCACGAUCACGAACAUGAUCAUGAACACGACCAUGACCACGAUCACGAUCAUGACCACGAUCAUGAACAUGACCACGAACAUGAUCAUGAUCAUGAAUCCAGUGAAGAAUUUGAAGGAGAAGACGAUGACAAGAAGAAAAAGAGAUCAGUCAAGAAGCGAUCGAACCUGGAAGUAGUCAAAGAAGAUCAAAUUAUUCCUGGUGACAUUGGAGAGUUCAAGGCCAAGAAGUCAAUCCAGUGGAACAAGUACUUCGGUAUCGAUCGGAGGAAAAAGGACGGUCGUAGCAGUGGUGCAUAUCCACUAAGCUUCUAUAAGACGUACGAUGAGGACCGCAAGAAGAAAGCCUUCAGUCAGGAUAAGUUAGACAACAUGGAUCGUAAGCUGAAAACAAUCGAGGACUUGAUUCUGGAUCAGACCGUUAAGUACACUGGAGAUCAUGAAGGUGGAUUGAUCGAACCGGAGGAGCUUCAGAAGCUGAAGGAUAAAGUUGUCUCACGCCUAGCCACGGCUUACAGCAUUGAAAAGAUGCGUCGUACAUUGGACAAGUUGAAGGAAUCGGUUGGCGAUGAUUCAAACCCGUUGAAGGACAAUGAGAUAGACACGGACAAGCGCGAUGACAAGAAAGAGAAAGCGAAGCGCGUUGCUGUCAAGAAGGAGAAAGCCGAAUACGACCAUAGCGAACACUCGAUGGAACCACCUGAAAAAGUCAGCAAAGAUGAAGUGGAAAACGAUCUGAAUGAUUUGGAUGACGACAAGAAGAAGAAAAAGAAGAAACGAUUGAGCAAACGAUAUCAGGAAGUAUUCCGUAACGAUUUCCCGGACUUUGAGGAGGAACAGGGAACCGGCCAUCAUGCUCCUGUCGGUGACAGCUAUGGCAGAAGUUUGGCAGUUGAAACCAACGAAUGUCCACUUCUGGAUGCUUUGGAACGCAGAUGCAGAGGAGUCGAUGUGUUGAGUGGUGACAUCUACCAGGAGCUGUUGCCCGCUUGUGGAGCACAUCAAUUGUGCUAUCUAUGCGGCACCCAUCAGAACGUAUGUGACUUCCAGUACCUGACCGAAGCGGAUACCAUUUGCGAGGGUCAAUCGAAUUGUCUAUCCACGGCACGGUCUGCAUUAAUGAUUCUGCGUGGUUUUCCAGGUCCCCAGUUAGGACCUCGCGAAUGUUCGAAGAAUCCUUGUCUCUACCGAGCGAUGGUCGAACUCGGUGUCAGUGGAUUGUAAGCGCGUUCAGAUGGAUGAGGUUCGCAAAAUUGAACCAACACAUUUUCGCACGACGGCUUGCGAAAACAUUUUUAGGUUUUGUCUCUUUGACGUCUAUGUUAGAUAUCUGCUAAAUAAAUGAACGGAGUUCCAACUGGAAAGUCGGAAAUGUGGAGGCCCCCAGUCCGCCUUUAGUCCGAUGUCGCAUAUCGAGCUCUAUAGCAACUCUUUCUAAUCCCUCACUGAAUGUGUGUCUGUUAAAGCAAGUUAAUCUAACCAAUAAAGAUGUAAAGUGUAACAAGCAUCUAUUGGGAAUGGAAUUUACUAAAUGACUAAGCUAAUAAUUUCACUUUUGUGAAGAUUUUCAACGAAUGCGAGUUUGAUUUUGUUUGGCAGUCUUAAGCGAUGCUUUGGCCGCAAUGUGACCACUGUUAAAAUGAUGAGAUUAUUUAUAUUUUAGUACAGGUGAUAACUUUUGCAAAUAUGUAUGGUUUUCAAUUAUUUGUGUAAUGAAAGGUGUUAUUUACAUAUAUACUAAAGCAAAAAUGGUGAAUCUGCUAUAAAAUCUAGUGUAACUUCAACAAUUUAAAUAUAAAACUGAAUGUAAUUAUAUUUAUAUUGAAGUGUAAUAAACCAAGAAUCGCCAGUAAACCCGAAGGAACCCAUCAUACAAUUGCACUCAAGAUAGAUAACCCAUUAGUUUGGUCCCAAUGACCUAGACGAUUCCUCAUCUGAUUGCAUAUUUAGACAAAAAAAAUGAACAAAAGAAAUCAGACAAUAAAUUUCAAAACGAACCCAGACGACACAAACAGAACGAACAAAUAAAAAGAGGAAUAAAACAAGAAUAUGAAAUGUGUGCAGCUAUAGUAUUGAAAAUAUACUUUGAAAAUCCAAUGGAGUAAACACAUGAGAUUGAAAAUAACUACCUAACUAAGUAAGUUUUAGUUUUACUAUCCUAAAAAUAUAAUGAAAGAAACAGAAAUAUUUAAAUCAUUCCCAAAUAUUGAAAAGCAUUGAAGUGUACUGUGGCAACACUUUGAAAGUAUUGGUGUUGGGCUAUUUAAAAUUGAAAAAGAAAAUCUACCAUGUUAGCUAAUAAAAAAAAUACAUCAAGCACUAAUGGGUCAUAGGUAUUAAAAUCAAUGAAACUAACUCCAGAUAUGGAAAGCAAAUGAAACGAAUCUAUAUCUAUGCC